AAAAAUAACUUUAAAAUGUUCAGUUUAUUAUAAUUUCUACAUUUAAAGCAAAGAUCAAGUAUUUUUGUGUGUAAAAUAAAGUGCCAGUAAGUGAUCAGUCAGUCAACAGUGUUGUAUGUUGUGUGUGCAGAUCCAGGCUUUGAUGCUGAAUAUAACCUGCAGUGUUUCUCUAUCAAUCUCUUUAAGUUUAGUGUGACUUUAUCUCCACACUGACAUAUGACUGACACGAGUCUGUCCUCAGUGAAGUGUCUCUUCACGCUGGAGGAGGAGUCCCGCUCAUCAGCGCUCACACUUUAUUGAUAUAUAUGGAGAAAAUAAAAAUGCUGCUUUCUGAUUUGUCAGUGAUUGUGUUUGAUGAUUUCCUCUGUUGUGUCUAAUAAGGUAACAGUGAGUGUCAUUGGCAGCUGUGAGAGUCUCUCUCUCUUUAGGGGACUGACAGGAGCCAGUUUCUUCAGUGUGUUUGAGGAAGAAGAAGGAGAAACAGAGUCAAACAAACAGUGUGACGAGCAGAAGAAGAUGGAGGGAUGUCUGACACUCAUUUUAUUCUCCUCUAUAGUCACUCUUACUACAUCUGAUUUUGAGACUGUUAGGUUAGUUGAUGGUGACAGUCCCUGCAGUGGUAGAGUGGAGGUUCAUCAUGAUGGUCAGUGGGGAACAGUGUGUGAUUAUAACUGGGAUAUGACUGAUGCUGCAGUGGUGUGUAGAGAGAUAGGAUGUGGAGAACCUGUAGAGGCUGUGAGUGAUGCUCACUUUGGACAAGGAUCAGGACCAAUCUGGAUGGAUAAUGUGGCCUGUAGUGGAUCAGAGUCUACACUGAAGAACUGUGGAUCAGGAGGAUGGGGUGUUCAUAACUGUGGUCAUCAUGAAGAUGCUGGAGUCAGAUGCUCAGAUAAAAAAACCUUCGGAAGGUAUAGUCUUGUAGCUGGUUUUCACCUGUGCUCUGGAAGAUUGGAAAUGUAUUUUGGAGGACGAUGGUACACAGUGUGUGCUGCUGCCUUUGACCAGCAGGAUGCAGAGGUUGUGUGUAGAGAGCUGGACUGUGGGGCUCCUGUACAGGUGCUGGGAGAAGAUGCUUUUGGCAAAGGAGACGCUCAGAUGUGGACACAAGAGAUUCAGUGCAGAGGAAAUGAAUCACACAUUCAACACUGUUCAUCAUCAUCCUCACCUAAUAUAAACUGCACCCAUGAACACGACGUGGGACUGAUAUGUUCUGGUUACACUGACCUCAGACUGGUCAAUGGUCCUGACAUCUGUUCUGGUCGAGUUGAACGUCAGUACUUCAGUAAAUGGGGCACAGUGUGUGAUGCAUGCUGGGAUAUGAGAGCUGCCAGUGUCCUCUGUAGACAGCUGAAUUGUGGGAUUGCUGUGUCUGUUGUGGGAUCAGACUGGUUUGGAGAGGGAAGUGGUGAAAUCUGGGCUGAUGUGUUUGAUUGUGACGGGAAUGAAACAAAACUCUCAGAAUGUUCCAUCUCUUCAUGGAGUCGAGCUGAAUGUUCUCAUAGACGAGAUGUUGGAGUCAUCUGCUCAAAUUCCUCUCUGGCUGUUCAUGACGGUCUGGUGCGGUUGUCUGGAGAAAGACAGUGUGAGGGGGAGGUGGAAGUUUCCAUCCAUCAGGUCUGGAGGAGAGUUCUGCUGGACUCCUGGAGUCUCACUGAAUCCUCUGUGGUCUGCAGACAGCUGGGCUGUGGCUCUGUGCUGAACUUCUCCGGCUCCUCUUCAUCCAGUCCUGAACACAGUCAUGAGUGUGUGACGGGCUUCCAGUGCUCUGGGAGUGAAGCUCAUCUGGGGAACUGCAGCUCUCCACAAACUCUCAACUGCAGCUCCACACAACAGCUGUCAAUCACCUGCCUUGGUGAGAAGAGCAACAUCUGGGCAGAUUCUUCAGUUGUUAGUGAUCACUAA
Messenger RNA from Ctenopharyngodon idella (grass carp), 1902 nucleotides. RefSeq names its product deleted in malignant brain tumors 1 protein-like. The record is from RefSeq and is a predicted model, not a curated record. Gene Ontology annotation, cellular component: membrane. Bases 355 to 1902 code for a protein of 515 amino acids. The transcript is spliced from 5 exons. Lineage: Eukaryota; Metazoa; Chordata; Actinopteri; Cypriniformes; Xenocyprididae.